Messenger RNA from Daldinia loculata, 1108 nucleotides. Its product is annotated as Rhodanese-like protein. The record is from RefSeq and is a predicted model, not a curated record. The transcript has 3 exons. Bases 174 to 656 code for a protein of 160 amino acids. Gene Ontology annotation, cellular component: nucleus; cytoplasm. NCBI's taxonomy places the organism in Eukaryota, Fungi, Ascomycota, Sordariomycetes, Xylariales, Hypoxylaceae. Gene Ontology annotation, molecular function: protein tyrosine phosphatase activity.
CAAGCAAGAACUUAAGCAAGAACUUGAGCAAGAACUUGGGCAAGAACUCAAGUUCACAACCUCGACGUCAAUUUUAGAAUCGUCUUGACUAGCAAACUCAUUUGGCUCCCGGUUCACUCCUUGGACAAAUACUAAGCUACUCUACGCUGAGAUAACUUUCUACUACGUUCAAAAUGUCCAUGGUAACCAUCUCUAGCCUACAGCGCAUCACGGCGUCAAAGCUAGCUGAGAUGUUACUUGUCAGCGCGAACCCACCGUCUUCGGACGCAACCAUAGCCAUUGUGGACGUGCGAGAUGACGAUCAUAUAGGCGGGCACAUCAAGUCGUCGCUGCAUUUCCCUAGCCGCAGCCUUGACGCUACCAUGCCCACCCUAUUGCGCAAGCUCGCCGACAAGGAGAUAGUUAUCUUCCACUGCGCCUUGAGCCAGCAGCGCGGUCCUAGCGCCGCCAUUAGAUACAUCAGAGAAAAAGAAGCGGCAACCGCUGCGGUAAAGAGGGCUGCGGAGGAGAAAGAGGCUAAAAAGGAGGGUAAUGCGGCCAAGCAACAGCAAGUCUACGUUCUAGAUAGGGGCUUCGUCGGCUGGCAGGAAGUCUAUGGCCCUGAUGAGCGUCUCACAGAGGCGUAUAGAAAGGAGUUAUGGGAGAAUGGGUAUUAGACCAAGGCCACGACCAGGAAACCGUAGCAUUAGAGAUUGGCGUUUUAGUCAAGAUGGACCAAGAAGCAUGUCUAUUUGGCGAGUGUGGUUGUGGUUUAUAUUCGAGGGGGGGCCAAUUCCUUGACGCCGCUGUGUGCAGCCCUUGGGAUGGCGAAAUCGAGUUCUGGACUUCAAGGUCAAGACGUGACAUUCCAUUGUAGAUCGAGCAUAGUUUAUUUAGCCAAAGCUUUGUACCUCAGUCCCCAUUGGCCCCUUUCAGGUUGAGCUUGGCCCUAUACAGGAUUUGGCUUAUGUGAUAGAACUAUACUUUUGAACUUUAAUACUCGCGGCUUUAUACCCCGUGAGUCAUUUACAGUACGGACAUGCGCAGUGAUUUUCUUUAAAAGAGUUGAGGAAUAAGAUUUGACAUUACUCGGAUGACUGAAGCAAAUUUGAAAUUCAUUACGUUAGCG